Molecule: messenger RNA, 8793 nt
Organism: Leptonychotes weddellii (Weddell seal)
Lineage: Eukaryota; Metazoa; Chordata; Mammalia; Carnivora; Phocidae
Source: RefSeq, a predicted model, not a curated record
UUUAUGCUAAUUUCUUCUUUUUCUUUUUCAGUUCAAAUUAAGGAAAACCUAUAUCCUGCUUCUUUCUAUAAGCAGCAUCUAAUUGUGCAAAAGAUCAGUCAUGCAGCCACCUCCCCAGGCAGCCCCAUCCGGUGUGGUUGGGCCACCUCCAGCUGGGACUCCUCAGAGCAUGUUCUGGUCCAACAGACCAUAUAGGAGACAGGCAAAUAAUAACGCACCCGUGACUCCGAUAACUUGCCCCCUGCAGCCGGUGACGGAUCCAUUUGCUUUUAGUAGACAGGCGCUACAAAAUACAUCAUUGGGCAGUUCGUCCAAAAGUAGCCCACCCAUUCUGCAAGGCCCGGCCCCACCAGCGUUCCUUCAGCGCACCGGUCUGCCUGUGCCUCACACCAAUGCUGGGGAUACCCUCCAAGGACCAGUGUCACAGCCCAGAGCAGAUGGCAGUCUGUUUUCCAGUGUGCUGACCCCUUCAACUCCAUCGGAGCCCGAGGUGAACAGGAGUGCCGAGGUUGCUUCCGGCUCAGAACCCGAAGUUCAGACUCUGCCAUACCCUCAGUAUAUUCCAGGAGCGGGUGUUGACAGUUCUCAUGGGGGCCAUCCUCACACGAACAUGCCUGGGCCCGAUAGGCCCCUGAGUAGGCAGAACCCGCAUGACAGUGCUGCAGCAUUAGCACCAUCCCCUUUCUUCCCUCAGCCUCAUCAGCAAAUGCCAGGGCAGUGGGGACCAGGGCAGGGAGGCCCACAACCCUCAGGUCAACAUUAUUGGCCCCGCCCAGAAGGACCUGUUCAGAACGCGGUGCCUCACGCCUCCAGUGUUUCUCACUUCCCUGCUCCGUCCAACCCACAUCAUGGUCCUGGCCACGAGCAGCUCAACCCACUGGUGUGUUUGCCAGGACCCUUAGCCAGUGAUGGAAGCAACGAGGCGGCCUACCUACAAAGUGGAAACCAUUCAUCAGAUAACUUUGAUCCUGAAAAUGCGUUCAGGCAAAAUUCUAGAGCUGGGAAUACUCGGGCGAGCCAGGAGCUCAGGCCAAAUCCAGGAGUGAAUAAAGAGCAGUUGCCAGACCUCGCUCUCGUUAAUCCCCUCGCUCAGGGAAAUAGCCCAGAAAGCCAUUUGCACUACCCCCCAGGGGCCGGGACCAGCCGAGCCCUGUCAGAAGUGGACUCCGGGGCUCUCUCCAUGUUUUUCCAAGGUGGGGAAACAGAAAAUGAGGAGAAUCUCUCCUCUGAAAAAACAGGCUCUGCUGGUCAGUCUGACUUCGACGGCUUCUCCCCCAGCCCCGCGCUUGGUCAUCCUCCUGCACAUGUGGGAGCAGGUGGCGUUUACCAGGCCUUUCCCAAAGGUUCCAACAAUGAGGCCACGCAGCAGGGAGGACUCCCACAACCUUAUUUUUCUCAGUCUGCAGGCGCCCAGCCUGAUCGGCCCCCGGCAGCAAGCGCCGCCACCGCCGUGUGGGGCAGCGCAGCAAGCGCAGGGGCGCACACGGCCAGCAGCGUGCAGUCUGAGAAUGUGGAAGACCUAGAAUUCAUUCAAAAUCAGGAAGUUCUGCCAAGUGAGCCCCUGAGUUUGGACCCUUCCUCCCCAAGCGAUCAGGUCAGAUACGGGCCCCUUCCCGGGCCAGCCGUCCCUAAGCUUGGUGGUGUGGGCCACGCUGGAGGUGGGGGCCCAAACCUCGAGGCCCCGGAUUCAGCACUGCACCCUGUGUGGUCUGAUGGCGCGUCAGCCGGUUACAGCAGCAAGAACCACAGGAAUCUCCCGAGUGCAGCCAGGCCCCAAGAUGUAGGCACUUUCAUUCAGCAGGAAGUUGGAAAGCCUGAAGAUGAGUCUUCGGGGAGUUUUUUUAAGCAAAUUGAUUCUUCUCCUGUGGGAGGAGAGACAAACGAGACCACCGUGAGUCAAAAUCACCACAGCAGCCGGUCCCAGCCCUCAACCCCAAGCCCCCCAAAACCCACUGGAAUAUUUCAGACAAGUGCAAAUAGUUCUUUUGAACCAGUGAAAUCGCACUUAGUUGGAGUAAAACCCGUCGAGGCUGAUCGUGCCAAUGUGGUAGGUGAGGUGAGAGGGGCCACUGCCCACCAGAAGCAGCGUGGGGCCGCUGCUGCCCGACCCGACGCCUCCCCCGGCAACCUGGAGCAGCCGCCGGACAACAUGGAGACCCUGUUCACGCUCCAGGCCUGUUCUGCACCCUUCUCCGUCCCUGUGGAGCCUGGCCACGGGCUCUUGCACAGCGGGGGACCGCCCUUGGAAACUGUGCUCCUGGCAGCGGAGAAAAGGCCUUUGGCCAGAGCCCAGGGAGCUUUGAAGUGUGAGAGCCCAGUGACGACGUUGUGGGCACAGAACGAGCUGCCAGAUUUUGGAGGCAAUGUCCUUCUAGCCCCGGCUGCUCCUGUGUUGCACGUGCCUGUGAAACCCCAGCCGUCGGAAGUGAUUCAGCCUCCAGAUGAGGGCGUGUCCGCUCCGCAGUCCCAGGAGCCGGGCUCCGGCCUCCCUCUGCCGAGUGGGGACAGCAUCUGUGCUUCUGAGAACCUUGAGAAUCCUCCCAAGAUGGGAGAAGAGGAGGCCCUCCCGUCACAGGCAAGUUCCGGCUAUGCCAGUCUGUUGUCCUCACCGCCCACUGAAUCUUUGCAGAAUCAACCAGUCUUGAUUGCCCAGCCUGAUCAAAGCUAUAAUUUGGCUCAGCCCAUUAAUUUUUCUGUGUCCUUAUCGAGUCCUAACGAGAAGAAUCAGCCCUGGAGAGAUGCUGUGGUCGGGGAUAAGCCCUCGGCAAGCAGCCGGGCUGUGGGGGGGGACUCUGGAGAUGGUGCUGCUGUGUCUGGGAUCACGGCCGGCGCUCUCACCCACUCGCCUCUGCCUAGCAGUCUCACGCACAGUAGUUUUCCACAAGUUCCUGGUACUUCGGAAAUAGUUUCUAAUCAGCCUGCUAAUUUGCUGGUUCAGCCGCCACCUCAUCCAGUUCCAAAGAACUUGCUUUCAGAAAGCCAAAAGAUUGAUAAUGCAGAGAACGUUCUUCCCGAGUUGGUUAGUAGCCCUGCUGGAAGCACAGGCGUGAUGUUAGUGCCCCCUGCAAACGCUACCUCAGUACCUACUGGUAGUAAGGCAGAUCACUCCAGUCAUCGGGAAGAAACUCCUGGAGCCCCAGACUUCACACUAAAUAGGACUUUGGAAAAUCCUCUAAGGAUGUAUAGCCCAUCCCAUGCUGACAGCUCUGCGUGUCGGCACACCGUCAGCAGUCAUCCGAGACAACCUGGGCCCGGGCCACAUAACUCAGACCAUUUCUACCAACAGGUGACAAAAGACGCUCAGGACCAGCGUGGCCUAGAGAGAGCCCAGCAGGAGCCAGCACCACCUCUUCCACAAGGGCCCAAAGCAACGUGUUCAGAAACUUCAAACCCGGGAAGUCCACCCUUGCAGGGACAGCCCCAAAACUUGGUCCCACCACCCGCAAGCCCAGCUCCAGCUGACACAGGUCAGCCGCUGCCGGCCCGGCCACCUCGGUCCUCCAGCGCAUCGGUCGUGUCCACCAGCUCGAGCCAGGCAGCCAUGCGGUCGGACCAGCACUGGCUGCAGCCGCCUCUUCCGGACUUGGCAUCUUACUACUAUUACAGACCCCUGUACGAUGGCUACCAGUCCCAUUACCCCUCGCCAUACCCGCUGGAGCCUGGCCCGGCCCCCCUCUAUUACCAGGACGUCUAUGGCCUGUAUGAGCCCAGGUACAGGUCCCACGACAGUGCAGCGUCUGCCUAUGCUGAGAGCUACCGCUACGCCGAGCCUGAGCGACCCAGCUCCCGAGCAAGUCACUGCUCAGACCGGCCACCUGCCAGGCAAGGGUACCCCGAAAGUUACUACAAUUCCAAAAGUGGAUGGAGCAGUCAGAGUGACCACUAUGCGGAUUAUUACUCCGGCCAGUACGACUACGGAGACCCAGGUCGCUGGGACCGGUACCACUGUGCUUCCAGAUUCAGGGAUCCCCGCACCUGUGACCGGAGGUACUGGUAUGAUGCUGAAUACGAUGCGUACAGGAAAGAAAACUAUGCUUAUGGCGACAGGCCCGAGAGGUACGAUGACCCCUGGAGGUACGACCCUCGCUUCACUGGCAGUUUUGACGACGACCCCGAGCCCCACAGGGACCCUUACGGGGAAGAGGUGGACAGGCGCAGCGUGCACAGCGAGCGCUCAGCCCAGAGCCUGCGCAGCAGCUUCAGCUCCCACUCGCAUCAGAGUCAGAUUUACAGAAAUCACAGUGUGACUGCUGUUCCCUAUGAGGCCCCACACCCCCCCGGCUCCUUGCCUGGCCAGUAUGCCUACGGCGCCUACGGAAGCAAUUUCGGCAGUGUCCAGGGCUUCCCAGAGUACGGAUACCCUGCUGACGCUGGCUGGCCUACCGCGGAGCAAGCUCCAUCAAGACCAACUUCUCCUGAGAAGUUCUCAGUGCCUCACGUCUGUGCCAGGUUCGGUCCUGGGGGUCAGCUCAUUAAGGUGAUUCCAAAUCUGCCUUCGGAAGGACAGCCUGCAUUGGUUGAAAUUCACAGCAUGGAGACCCUGCUGCAGCACAUGCCAGAGCAGAAGGAGCUGCGCUCGUUCCCAGGACCACUCGGCAAAGAUGACACCCAUAAAGUGGAUGUUAUUAAUUUUGCACAGAACAAAGCUACAAAAUGUUUGCAGAACGAAAAUUUAAUUGACAAAGAGUCUGCAAGUCUCCUUUGGAGUUUCAUUGUUCUCUUGUGCAGACAGAACGGGACCGUGGUGGGAACAGACCUCGCGGAGCUUUUGUUACGAGACCACAAAACCGCGUGGCUUCCUGGGAAGUCACCCAACGAGGCCAACCUGAUUGAUUUCACUAACGAGGCCGUGGAGCAAGCGGAGGAAGAGGAGUCCGGGGAGGCCCAGCUCUCGUUCCUCACUGACAGCCAGGCAGCCGGCAGCAGUGCCCUUGAACGGGAGACCGAGAGGUUCCGGGAGCUGCUUCUGUAUGGUCGCAAGAAGGAUGCUUUAGAGUCUGCGAUGAAAAAUGCCUUAUGGGGUCAUGCUCUGUUACUUGCAAGUAAGAUGGACAGCCGGACACACGCCCGCGUCAUGACCAGGUUCGCCAACAGUCUUCCAAUCAACGACCCUCUGCAGACAGUGUACCAGCUGAUGUCGGGGCGGAUGCCUGCUGCGUCCACGUGUUGCGGAGAUGAGAAGUGGGGAGAUUGGAGGCCACAUCUUGCUAUGGUUUUGUCCAACCUGAGCAGCAACGUGGAUGUGGAGUCCAGGGCGAUGGCCACCAUGGGCGACACUCUGGCUUCAAAAGGUCUCUUAGAUGCUGCACACUUUUGCUACCUCAUGGCCCAGGUCGGGUUGGGGGUUUAUACAAAGAAAACCACAAAACUCGUCUUAAUCGGAUCGAACCACAGUUUACCGUUUUUAAAGUUUGCAACCAAUGAAGCUAUUCAGAGGACAGAAGCCUAUGAAUAUGCCCAGUCUCUUGGGGCACAGACCUGCUCCUUCCCCAAUUUCCAGGUGUUCAAGUUUAUCUACUCCUGCCGCCUGGCUGAAAUGGGGCUGGCCACACAGGCCUUCCACUACUGCGAGGUGAUUGCCAAGAGCAUCCUGCUGCAGCCCCACAAGUACUCGCCCGUGCUCAUCAGCCAGCUGGUUCAGGUCGCGUCCCAGCUGCGGCUCUUCGACCCGCAGCUGAGAGAGAAGCCGGAGGAGGAGGCCUUUGUUGAGCCCACCUGGUUGGGCCAGCUGCAGUGUGUGGACAAGCAGGUCAAGGAGGGUGCCGCAGCGUGGAGUCGGGAUGGGCCCUUCCCCCAGCGCCGUCCCAGCACCCCGAGCUCCGAGGCGGGGCAGUACGACGGGCCAGCACCCGCCCAGCCAGGGGGCCCGGGCACCGGCAAUCCGCUGCUGGCGCCGCCCGUGCCCAGCGCUGAGCACUUGGGCCAGGGGGUGCGGCUGCUGCCUUCAGCUCCGCCGGCCCUCCCCGACGGCCAGCCGGCCCUCCCCGCCAGGGUGCCCUUGUUCCCGGUGCCCCCACCCCCGGGCCCUGUUGAGCUGGGGCCUGGCUGUGGACCCCCAGGGGCUGCCCUUGGCUUUCCAGAGCCCUCUGGGCCCGACCUUGCGGCUCCGCUCGCGGGGCCUGGCCUGCCACCUGGCCCACCGCCUCGGCAGGGAAGUGAGCACGCGCCCCAGGAGGCCCGGAGCCGGGACCCAGGGGUGAUGCCGCCGGAGACGCUUGGGGGAAACUCGCUUCCGGAGCUGAGAGAAGAGGGUUUUGGCGGAAAUUUUGCUCCUCUGGGCUCCUCCAGGAUGUCGCAGGGCCCUGAGGCCCCCCCGGGUUGGGAGUGCACCAGCUCCAGUGCUCUGCAGCCGCCGACAGCCGCUCCUGAAGUGAAGAGACCUGCGCCGGCCGCCAGGAGAGAGGCCAAGGAGCCCAAGAAGAGUAGUGAAUCCUGGUUCUCUCGUUGGCUUCCUGGGAAAAAAAGGACAGAAGCUUAUUUGCCAGACGACAAGAACAAAUCGAUCGUCUGGGAUGAAAAGAAGAACCGAUGGGUGGAUGUAAAUGAGCCAGAGGAGGAGAAGAAGGCUCCGCCCCCACCACCAACCUCGCUCCCCAAGGCUCCGCUCGCUGCGCCCCCUGGUCCUGGAGGGCCCCCGAGGGCCUCUGUGAACAUGUUUUCUAGGAAAGCAGCUGGAACCAGAGCACGCUACGUGGAUGUUUUAAACCCGGGGGGGCCCCAGCGGAGUGAACCAGCUCUUGCUCCUGCUGAGUUUUUUGCUCCCCUUGCCCCGCUCCCGAUUCCUGCUCACUUGUUUGGACCAAACCCAGACGCAGAGGAAGCCCCACCUGCAGAGGGGGCCAGCAGGGAAGGGCAGGCGCCCGCAGGGGGUCCGGCCAACCUAGAGCCGGCCUCAGAGCCCCAGGCGUUCGGCUCCGCGGCGUCGCUCCCUGGCCCUGAGCUCCCACCCACCCGUGAGGACGGCUCCCAGGGAGGAGAGCUUUCACGCUGUAGUUCAAUGAGUUCAUUAUCACGUGAAGUAAGCCAGCAUUUUUAUCAGGCUCCCAGUGACCACCCCCCUGCAGGGGCCACUCCCGGGGCAGCCGUGCCCUUCUACAGCCCUGCUCAGUUCGCACAGGCCUCGGCCCCCUCGGGAUGCUCGAGGAUGGGGAGGAUUGGCCAGAGAAAAUACCCAGCGUUGAGCUAGAAGAGUUCCCGUCCUGGAGUAGCAUCUGGAACCCUGAAAUCAUUAUUAUGCUCCCCCAAGAACUCCCAACAGAUCGCCUGCAACGUCCCUGUGUUCCCGAAUGGGCACAGGAGUGAUUCCACCGUGACUGUACCUGUUCUUCCUCCACCGCCACCGUCUGUGAAGGGUGGCCAGGGUCAGGUGCACAGCUCCUGUAUGAGGCCGCCCGAAACGGGGAGCUCUUGGCUCCUUCGUUCACCUAACAGUGAUUUAAGGGUAAAACAGUCUCAGUUGUGAAGAGCGUUGUGCUGGGCAAGGCUGGAGGCAUCUUUGCUGCAGGAAAGACUUUGCUCUUGAGGAACCCAGGUGUCUCUGCAAACCUAACCGUGCUUUAUUUCCCACCCCCCCAAGGGUUCUUUUAAAACACUGAGUGAAGAGUGAGCCUUGGGCCCAGGAGAGGCCCCACCGCCUGCCUGGCGGCCCUGGGGGGUCCUUUCUGCAUCAAAGUCCUCAAGGAACUGUGGACUCGGUUUAGCAAGAAUUCGGUUAGCUUUUGAGAGAGGCCCGAGUCACUGAAGCGCAUCUCUGUCCGGUAGCAAAGACGUUUCCAGCUGCUUCUUCAUGUCCCACGCAACCCAGGGGCCUGGCUUUGCCCGUCUGCGAGGGGCGGCCCUGCCUCCGACAGCUGCGUCCCACACGGGACUGGUCCCCGUGAAUCCACCAGUACUAAAACUGUCACUGUAACAGAUUGGAUUGGGGGUUUUCAGUCCGUGCGUAGCCUGAUCAGACUCCUCGUCAGAGAGCCGUGAGGGGCUGCCACGACCUUUGUGUGAUCAUCGACCCUGUGCUCGGUUGUGACUGCUCUUCACGGCGCCAUCCACUUGCCUUGCUUUCUCUCGCCUGGUUAACGUCCUCUCGGGUUGGUGACAUCUUGAAGAGAGGGCGGAGAUGGACUUUGUUGGCACGUGGUCCGAGUCCGAGGCUCUGCCUCCGUUUUCCCACGCCAGAUCUUCCGCAGGUCGUGUGCCGACCGCCAGCCACCUGAAACCACAAAGGGGGAGCCCUCCCCCUGGACUCCAAGCUUUACGGCUUCAUCGACUGUUCUGAAAAUUAUUCACAUUCUUGUUAGCUCUGAAGAAACUGCAGAAAAGAUUUAAAUAUUUAUAAGAAUCAUUAGAAAAUAAUUUCUGUAGGUUCUGCUGGGGAACAUAGUUUGCUUGGUAUUUUAAAUCUAAGUGCAGAAAUGGUAUAACUGUGGAAUUCGCGCAGGCCUCCCGUUUCCCGGGGGCCCUGGGUCAUCCAGGAAGGGCCACGGGAGGCUUUCCCGUGGCGUCACCCACGUGCACGUCCGGGUGCAUUUGCUCCUGUCACUUUGAGAGAGGCUGGGGCUGGUUGACCGGGCAGCAGCCUCUUGUGUCCCUUGGUCCGCACUCAGUGGGGUCCUGGGACCCCAGACCCUCCUGGCGCCCCCCAGCUUCCUCCACCUGGCCUGCCCACCGUUGCCUGUGCCCACUGCCAGCAACUUUUGAUUCAAGAAGCUCCCUCCCAGGCCAGGCGGGAGCUGCUAUUUUUCCUAGAUGCAAAUUGUUACACUGCAAAUUGGUAAAUAAAGUAUUUUGCGCUCGCAA